AUGUAUUUCUCCAACGUUGUCGUCACUGUCCUCGCCGCUCAGGCCUUCUCCCAAGACAGCCGAGUUCCUCGCUCUAGCUUUGGCCAAGUUGCUGCCUUAAUGGCUGCUGGAGCUCUUCCAGGACACGCUCUUGCUCUCCCUAUCUUCAGCAGCGUUCAGAAACGCGAGCCUCAUCACCAAGGUGCUCAGAACAAGCAGAACAAUCAGGCUCAGGGCAACCAAAACAAUAACCAGGCUCAGGGUCAGAACGCCAACGCCAAUGCCAACGCCAACGGAUGCAACGCCAACAACAAGCGAGAUGAGGAACUUGUAGCUCGUCACCACCAAGGCAACCAGGGAGGCAACGCCCAGGGCAAUGCCAAUGGCAACGCUAACGGCAAUGCUAAUGGUAAUGCCAACGGUAACGGAGCUGCUGCGGCUGCUGCUAAUGAUUGCAACAACAAUAACGCCGCUGCCAACAACAACAAUGCUGCUGCUAACAACGGUAAUGCCAACGGUAACGCCAACGGCAACGCCAACGGCAACGCCAAUGGCAACAACAAGCGAGACCUCGAAACCCGACACCACCAAGGAGGUCAAGCAAAGGGCAACAAGGCCGCAGCUGCCGGUGCCAACCGCAACAACGCCGCCGCCGCCGCUACUGGCAACAACGCUAACAAGGUUGCCGCCGCUGGCGCUGGAAACAACGCUGCCAAUGCCCAGGCCAACAACAAGUGCAAGCGAGAUCUCGAGGCUCGCCACCACCAGGGAGCUCAGGGCAAGCAAAACGCUCAGGCUGCAGGUUGUAACUAA
Messenger RNA from Fusarium redolens, 792 nucleotides. RefSeq lists its product as uncharacterized. Lineage: Eukaryota; Fungi; Ascomycota; Sordariomycetes; Hypocreales; Nectriaceae. The coding region runs from base 1 to 792 and encodes 263 amino acids. The record is from RefSeq and is a predicted model, not a curated record. The transcript has 3 exons.